Molecule: messenger RNA, 2557 nt
Organism: Melopsittacus undulatus (budgerigar)
Lineage: Eukaryota; Metazoa; Chordata; Aves; Psittaciformes; Psittaculidae
Product: neuronal PAS domain-containing protein 4
Exons: 5
Coding region: 1149-2198 (349 amino acids)
Biological process (GO): regulation of transcription by RNA polymerase II
Molecular function (GO): DNA-binding transcription factor activity, RNA polymerase II-specific; RNA polymerase II transcription regulatory region sequence-specific DNA binding; protein dimerization activity
Source: RefSeq, a predicted model, not a curated record
GAGGGCUCUGCAGCCUGUGGCUGGGGGCCAGUGCGGGUGCAAUGAAGCAGCCUGGGGUGGCAUGAGAGCAGUGAAAGCCCCAUGGCAAGAGAACAGACGCACCACAAGUGUGACAAGAGCUUGUUCCUCAUGCACUGGCAGCACCUUGCUGUGGUGGGUGACAAGCAGCAUGGGCAGGGCUGGGGCCCUGAAUAGAGCCAGGGUGUGCUGACAGCACACGGGUUACCUGUUGAGGGCUGGGUGGGCAUCUCCCAUGCAUUAUGCAACAGCUACCUCAGCCACAGGCUUUCUCUCAAUGCUGGAGGCUUUUUGCUCUUCCCCAGCACUGAAGCACCAAGCUUGCUCUCCUUGUAGGGUGCCAGGCACCGGGAACACCCAUGGCCCAGGCAGCCUGGCUGUGCUGGGCAGCAUGGCACUGAGCACAGGGGUUCUGUGAGGUGCUCCAUGAACGCCUGUCAGUGGGGAAAAUCACAGUCCUGGGCCACUGGAUGGAGGCAACAGGCUCAGUGCCCCACGGCAGCUGCAUCUAGGUGGGAGACAGCCUUCGGUGGGGAGCUGGUUUCUAUGGGGGAACAAAGGAAGGGGCUCACAGGGUCCCAGGCAGCACUUCAGGGCUUUUCUGAGGUUCAGGAGGGCUGUGGCCCUGACCACCCUCUGCCAGCACCCUGCUGCAGACCUGGGGAUGGAUGCUGCUCACUGGUCCAGGUGUGUCAGCUCCCUGUUGCAGCACCAGCUCAGUCAUCGGGUGCUGGAGAGCUGCUGCUGCGCGGCUGGACCAGCCACAAGCCCUCGGCUUCUCAUGGACCUUCUGCUGUGCUGGCAACAACAGUGGGGCAGGAGCUGGGCGGAUGCGUGCCCCGCAGGGAGAUCCCUGCUACCUUCAUCAGCACCCCCUCCUGAGAGGCCAGGUUUGCUUUAAAGACCCUGGCUUCCUUUUAUUGCUUCCCCUCUCAGAUUGCAGCGCCUGCCAGGGCUAUUUUUAGCAGGCUGCCUUCUAAAAAUAGCCCCGGGCUGUUUGGGUUGCGUCAGGAGAGGUAACCCUGCACACCCCAGGAGGGUACAAAAGGAGGCCGGGAGGGAGCAGCAGGGUCAGCAGGUUCAGACGCAGCCAGAGGCGAAGGAGGGAGCAGCAUCCCAGUGCCAGCAGCAUGACCAUCUUCUGCAGCCACUGCCACAGGCCGCUGCAGGCAGAGAUGAGCUGCCUGCCCAGGAGGGGCAAGGAGGUGCCCAGGGCCUCCAAGCCAUUCAGGUCAACCAAGAGUGCCUCCAAGGCUCGCCGGGACCAGAUCAACAUGGAGCUGCAGGCACUGCGCUCCCUACUGCCCAUCUCUGCACGGGAGAAGGAGCGGCUCUCCUACCUCCACACCAUGGCCCUGGUGUGCCUCCAGCUGCGGGGGGCUCAGCUUUUCCCCCCAGGUACCCACAGCACCACUGCACCCCACAUGAGCUUGGCUUUGCGUGGGGCACUGCUCCUGCCCCAUGGCAGUGCUUCACCCUGCGAUCCAUCCCCUGCAGACUGCACUACUCCUGCGGGACCAGCCCUCGGCACGGAGCUGCUCUCCCUGCUCCCAGGAUUCCUGCUGGUGCUCUCAGCCGAUGGCAAGUUGAUCUACAUCUCAGAGAACGUGGCCCAGGUCCUGGGCCUCUCCAUGGUGGAGCUGCUUGCCCAUGGGGACAUGGUCUUUGACAUCCUAGACCAGCAAGCCCACGAGGAUGUGAGCAAGAAGCUCCUCAUUGCCCAGGAGGAGCCAGGCAGGGAAGUCACGUUCGUGUGUGAGAUGCGCACCUCCAAGGCCUUUCAACUGCAGCACGGGGGUAACCGGGCCGUGGUGGUGCACGGGCGCUUCACGGCCCUGCGCUGGCCACCCUCCCGCUCCACCACAGCCUUCCUGGCCCUCUGCAGCCCGGUGAGGGGGCUGGAUGCAGAUGCUGGCUCCCAGGAGGACCUGUUCCAGAGCACACACAGCCUCGACAUGACAUUUACCGAUGCCACGGAGAGUGUCACCUACCACCUGGGCUACCACAGGGAGGAACUGAUGGGUCAGUCGUGGUACAGCCUCCUGCACCCCGAGGAUGCUGACCUGGCAGCCUCCCAGCACAGGGCCGUGGGUGAGUGUCAGGCUUGGGAACACAUGUAUUUUCCUGUGGCUGCACCCAAAACGUGGCUGUCCAGGACAACAGAAAUAGAGGUGACUUAGUCCUGCAUGCUGUCGCUUCCUGCUCCAAAAAGGAUGAAGCAGAGAAUCACUUACAUGCCCCAUACACUGCCUGUAAGGUCACACGUAGCUUUCAGGCUUGGGAACACAGGCUCCCUGCUUUGCUUGAGCCCCAGCUGAAAAGGCAGUGCAGGACUGGCACAGACGUGGCUCUGUACUAGCACUGCCCCUGCCCGCCGUGCCUGGCUCAGGCUAACGCAUCUCCUCGCCCGCAGCGCUCGGGGCCGGCGCCGCGGCAGCUCCCGCCGUGCUGCGCGUCCUGCACAGGGACCGCACCUGGGCCUGGCUCCACGUGUCAGCGCGGAGGGACGGCCCGGGCCGCUCCAUCACUUGCACCGCUC